Messenger RNA from Pyricularia grisea, 2761 nucleotides. RefSeq lists its product as uncharacterized. The coding region runs from base 1508 to 2761 and encodes 417 amino acids. Gene Ontology annotation, biological process: regulation of cyclin-dependent protein serine/threonine kinase activity; mitotic cell cycle phase transition. The record is from RefSeq and is a predicted model, not a curated record. Gene Ontology annotation, molecular function: cyclin-dependent protein serine/threonine kinase regulator activity. Gene Ontology annotation, cellular component: nucleus; cytoplasm; centrosome. The transcript is spliced from 4 exons. Lineage: Eukaryota; Fungi; Ascomycota; Sordariomycetes; Magnaporthales; Pyriculariaceae.
CCCAGCUUAGCCAUCGGCUUGGCCAAACUGAUGGCACCCACCCGUCCUUCCUCGCCUGUCUGGCAAGCUGGGGGGCUUGUCUUAGCAGAGACCAGUUAAACCGGGGCCAAUCUCAUCCAGUCCCUUUUCCUCAUCCCAGUUGUCCUCCAACUCCUUGCUCCUGAUAACUUCCACAACCUCCUUUCCUUUUGCCCUUCUUCCUUUUUCUCUCCCCUCCGUCGUCGUCCUCUUCCUCCUCCGCCUCUCCCCCCUUCUCCUCAACCCGUAUCCAGUCAUUCCGAGUCGCCGCCAGCUCUUUUCAGACGGUCGCUUUACUAGUGCACUCGACACCCCUGGAGAAGAACCGAACGAACGGGAGGGAAUAAGGAGGAGACUUUCGCUCGCUGGCUUGGCAGUAGCAAGUGCAAGACCAGAAACUAAGAAAAGAGACUCCGAACAUAUAGAUAUUGCCACCAAAGGAUCGUUCCUCUAUCUCUUGCGAUUGAGGACCUUCUUUUGAUAUCUAAUGUCAACUUUUUGUGUUUCACUUUUGUGAGUUUGCCGCUGCCAAAAAGGGAAGCAGAAAUAAAAUACCAAAAAAACGCCAACUGCCGGCGCCCUUCGCAACCCACCAACCAAACCCACACCAAUUCAUCCAACCUCCUUCAACAAAAAAAGGACGGUCGACAGCAUUCCGAACUGGCAUUCUUCGGUUUCGACAGCCAGGAAUCUACCGAUCAUCUACUCUCAGUUUCAUUCCUCGACAAACCUGUUCACCCCUUUCUCCGUCGCGGAGAGGAUUUGCGGGUCCGUUCGACAAAGCAUUUUUAUUUUUUUUACCUGUGCCUAGCUGGUGCUGAGUGCAAGGUCGAAAAAGCUUCAAGGAGGAACCAUCGAGGGGCUUUGAAGAAGCAAAACCCACCAAUUCGCAUCAGUUUCGCUUUGAUUUAGGUCAUUGUGAGGCUAUUGCAAACUCUCUGAGCGUCGAUUGAGGUCCAUGCCGGCAACCUCCAUCCGCAAUCUCGCUCAUCAGUCGAAACCAUUUCUGCGUGGGACACGUUAACUCGUAGCUCCCACCCUCAGGAAUUGGUUCAUCUCGUUCCGUCUCUUUGAGAUCACCGUGGCGGAAUUUAUCCAUCUCGGUCCCUUCUCAUAAACUGGCCCUGAUCCCGGCCACUCUCCUACUUAGUCUUCAUUUCAGGUCUUCAUUCUGGAUUCUCGUUCUGUUUCCACCUGUCUCGGCGUCCAGCCACUGUCACUCUUUUACGUCAACCCUAUGCAACACGCUCCUUUAAUACUCUAAUAAUCGACUUCUUUACCCGAGGUCAACUAAUCACAGCUCACUCGACGGCAUUACAAAAGUCGAUACUACAACUACCACGUUUUUAUCAAAACGGCACUCUUUUACCGACAUCAACGUCAUCACACUCAUUCGACUGGACAAUAUCUGGGACUACCCGCAAGCUUCGAUCUCUUCUAGACUGAGUAACUCGGAUUCGAGUUGCUCUUCAAUCACCCAACCGCAAUCAUGGCUUAUCACCACCACAGCAGGGCCGACGGCACCUUCUUUGUCGAGUCGGACGAUACAGCUAUGUCACGGAUGAGUGCCAGGGAGGCUGCCAAGAUUCUUGCAAGGAACAGGAGAGAGGUCAUUGGGAAUGAGCUUUCGCGGCUGGCCGGCGAAGAGUACCUGGAGGACAUCAUGCAACAUAUGAGACACAUGGAGGACGAGACCCUCCCAGAUGCUAGCCUCAUCGACAUGCAAAGAGAGAUCCAAUGGUUCAUGCGUCCCUACCUGAUCGACUUCCUUGUCGAGGCCCAUGCCGCCUUUCAACUGUUGCCCGAGACAUUGUUCCUCACUGUGAACCUCUUGGACCGUUACUGCUCCAAGAGGGUCGUGUACAAGCAACACUACCAGCUUGUUGGAUGCGCUGCUCUGCUGAUCGCUGCCAAGUAUGGCGACAAGAAGGACCGCGUUCCUCAGAUCAAUGAGCUCAACAACAUGUGCUGCGGACUUUAUGAUGCUGGCAUGUUCACCCAGAUGGAGAUGCAUGUUCUCAACACUCUCGACUGGACCGUUGGUCACCCGACCGUCGACUUCUUCGCCCAGCUCAUUGUCGCGGAGGAGAGAGACGACAAGGAGGUUGAGUACAUGGCUGCCUACAUCAGCGAGAUCUCGCUGUACUACCGUGACUUCGUCUCGACUAAGCCAUCCACCAUGGCGAGAGCUUCGCUGGCCUUGGCAAGGGCUAUCCUUGGCAGGCAAGAGGUCAACGAUGGUGAAUGGGACCACGAUCAGAACGCUACCCUUGUGACGCUUUCACAACACGUUCACCAGCCGUCUGUCACCUUGUCCAGGAAGUACGCAUCGACGCACUACCUGCAAGUGUCCAACAAGCUUUCGGAUUUCCUGGCCCACCAGGCAGCCAUUAACAGGGCCGCUGCGUUGCCCGAGAACCCACUCACCCCGACAACCAACGAGUCGAUGGCUGCCAAAGCCAACAUUUACAGCACUCCUCAGAAGGGUCUGGGCUCAGUCCCUGGCGUCGCCGAUGGCUACCUUACCCCACCAAUCACUCCCGACGGACAGUACGGAGCUCCGAACCCUCAUGGUGUGCCUCCCCGGUGCCCAGUCACGCCCACACCGCAACAUCAGCAGCAGCAGCAGCAACAACAACAUCAACACCACCACCACCAACAACAACAACGCUACUACCCGAACUGCUAUCAACAAACGCAACCACCGCAACAGCAGACCUCAAACCACGUCACGUAUUUAUAA